Molecule: messenger RNA, 1866 nt
Organism: Magnolia sinica
Lineage: Eukaryota; Viridiplantae; Streptophyta; Magnoliopsida; Magnoliales; Magnoliaceae
Product: phosphoribulokinase, chloroplastic-like
Exons: 6
Coding region: 108-1307 (399 amino acids)
Biological process (GO): carbohydrate metabolic process
Cellular component (GO): chloroplast; cytoplasm
Molecular function (GO): ATP binding; phosphoribulokinase activity
Source: RefSeq, a predicted model, not a curated record
AAGAAAGCCCACCAACCUCUCCUACACCACCAUAUAAAUUAAGCCCCCAUAACAAAGAGAAACUCCUUUUCUCCAUUCUCUCCUUCUCUUCACCCAAAGAAGAAAAAAUGGCAUACUCUAAGGUUUGUGCAAUGGGCCACUUCGUGUCCACUAAUCAAGAAACCUUCCCUUAUCACCGUCCAUCGAGAUUGCCGUCCGGUUACGUGCCUCCCCCGAUGCAAUUCACUGGCAAAUGCCCGGCAAUCUCAGCCGUCGAUAGAACGGUGGUGAUUGGCCUAGCAGCGGAUUCUGGGUGUGGUAAAAGCACUUUCAUGCGUCGACUAACGAGUGUUUUUGGAGGUGCAGCUGAGCCACCCAAAGGAGGGAAUCCGGACUCCAACACACUCAUCAGCGACACCACCACUGUCAUAUGUUUGGACGAUUAUCAUUCGUUGGAUCGAUAUGGGAGGAAGGAGAAAGGAAUCACAGCCCUAGAUCCUAGAGCCAAUAACUUUGAUCUCAUGUAUCAACAGGUGAAAUCUCUGAAGGAAGGAAUUGCAGUAGAGAAGCCCAUCUAUAACCAUGUAACAGGUCUGAUGGAUUCACCAGAACUCAUCAAGCCACCCAAGAUCCUGGUCAUUGAAGGUCUACAUCCCAUGUUCGAUCCUCGUGUGAGGGAGCUUCUGGAUUUCAGCAUAUACCUCGACAUCAGCAACGACGUGAAAUUCGCUUGGAAAAUUCAGAGGGAUAUGGCGGAACGCGGCCACAGUCUAGAAAGCAUAAAAGCCAGUAUUGGAGCAAGGAAGCCUGAUUUUGAUACAUACAUUGACCCACAGAAGCAGUUUGCGGAUGCAGUGAUUGAAGUCUUGCCUACUCAGCUAAUUCUAGAUGACAAUGAAGGGAAGAUUUUAAGGGUCCGGAUGGUGAUGAAAGAAGGGGUCAAGUACUUCAAUCCCGUCUAUCUUUUUGAUGAGGGGUCCACCAUUUCAUGGAUCCCUUGUGGACGGAAGCUGACAUGCUCAUAUCCAGGCAUUAAGUUCUUCUACGGUCCAGAUACGUAUUACUCCUCCGAGGUAUCUGUACUUGAAAUGGACGGUCAGUUCGACAGAUUGGACGAACUGAUCUACGUCGAGAGUCAUCUUCGCAACAUAUCUACCAAAUUCUACGGUGAGAUCACGCAGCAGAUGUUAAGACAUGCAGAUUUUCCAGGCAGUAACAACGGAACAGGACUCUUCCAGACGAUCGUAGGGUUGAAAAUCCGCCACCUCUUCGAGCAGAUCAUGGAGGAAGGGACGGUAGAACAGCUCCAAGCUGCCGAAGUGUACUAAAUAACUAAGAGGGCUGUUCGCAUACAAUGCAUUGCUCAGGAAUGUAACAUGCAAUGGGUACAUAAGUGCCAAUUUAGCAGGUGUGUUCAACAUCCGAGCCAUCCAAAAGAUGGACCACACCUUGAGAGUCGCAAGGUGCGAAAAUCAGGACGGUUCACUCAGUGGGCUGGGCACAUAUGUACAUUGAAUCAAACCAUUAGUGGGUCUGAUUUAAACCAUCCAUCGAUUUUGUACAGUAUGCCCACCUGAUCAGUGGACCAGCCUGACAAUUGGGUCAGGUGAUCCUAGCAGCCAUGCCCACCGUUUGUGCAGCUUGGAUGUCAUGGACGUGCGAGAUGUUGGCACGUAUGCACGCGUUGCAUGGGAAUUCUCAUGUGCUGCAUUGUACCCGAACAUUCCUUUAUGAUUAGUACCGGAUUAGCUAUAUAAUGAACGGUUAAGAUCAAGCCGUUGAGAUCGUUAACUCCUUCAUGCUCCUGUUUGGUGCAUCAAAACAUUUGGCCUUGUCAUGUAUAAUGGAAAGAUAAAUAUAAAUAAAGGUGCGUUUGGAUGUUCUUUC